CCAGUUCACGGCAUGUUCGCUGUUCCAGCUCCGCCAACGUUUGACUUCGACCGGACGUCUGAAUGGCCUUCCUGGAUCCAACUAUUCGACGACUACCGCUUUGCCUCUGGCUUAAAUGAGCGAAGUGAAGAAGCGCAAGUCCGGACUCUACUCUACACAAUGGGCAAGCAAGCGAGAGAGAUCUUUUCGACCUUCGCACUAUCUGAACAACAGCAGAAGCAGUAUGAAGUCGUCAGAAAAAAGUUCGACGAUCACUUCGUGGCCGCACGGAACCUCGUUUACGAGAGCGCAUGUUUUCACCGACGCAUACAACAACCUGGAGAGUCAGUCGACCAAUUCAUCACCGCGUUGCACACACAGGCGGACCGGUGUGACUACAAGGAAAAGGAACGCAUGAUCCGCGACCGGUUUGUAGUCGGCCUCAGCGAUGCCAAGCUCUCGGAGUCUCUGCAAAUGGAUGCAAAUUUGACACUCGCCAGCGCUUUGGCAAAAGCUCGCUUGAAGGAGACCGUCCAACGACAGCAGCAACAGCUGCGAGAAACCAGCGACGAACCUUCGGCAGCGCCAGCCAGCAACCUGGACGCGAUCAACAAACAACGGCAGCCCCGGAAGAAUUCUUCAGGACAGCGUUCCGGCACCUCGUCAAGGACCACUGCACCUAUCACACAAGGUCAACGCACCAGACCACAGUCCUACCGACCUCUCACCCCCAGUUCAUGCCCCAACUGCGGUCAAGGAGAGCACCCGAGGACCUCCUGCCCGGCACGAGCUGCGAAAUGCAACUACUGCGGUUGUUCCGGACAUUUCGCAGUGGUGUGUCGGAAAAAGGCUGCAGGCGAGCGAAAGAAGGAAUACAAGUUGUUUGCUCGCAACUACGGUUUUCGCGCUGUGACGUCUAGCCCCAGGUACCCCCAGGCUAAUGGUGAAGUGGAGAGGAUGGUCCAGACAAUUAAAGGUCUCAUUACAAAAGCGAAGGACCCAUAUCUUUCUCUCCUAGCGUACAGGGACACUCCGGGGCUACUUGGGAAAAGCCCUGCAGAACUUCUAAUGGGCAGGCGGCUACGCACAACGGUGCCUGUCCGUCCCACCAGCCUUCGGCCUCAGACGGUGAACCUGAGGAAGUUCAGAAGCCAUGAUACGACUGCCCGACAGCGGCAGCGUAGGAACUUCAACCGUCGUCAUAGGGCUACUUCGUUGCGACCACUCGAACCGGGCGCGGAAGUCUGGGUGACGGACUGCAAAGCAAAAGCGCGAGUCUUGCGACUUGCUGAGCGGCCGAGGUCUUAUGUGGUUAGAACUUCCACUGGUGUAGUUCUAGAAAGAAACAGGAAAUCCUUGGUUCGCUUUGUUUCACAGCCAAAACAAGGUGAGGAUGACGGAGGUAGCUAUGAUUUUCCUCAGGCAAAUGAUAGUCGGGUAGAAACGGAACAGAAAUCUAAUCGCGUUACAGACAGCAUGGCACCUGACGAUCUAUCUAGCCCUUCCUUGCCGGGAACUGACCUUCCUGAAUACCGAACGCGAUCUGGUCGUCUUGUUCGACAGCCGGACCGCUACGGGUUCAGCAAUUGACUAUAUUGUUUCUUGCGCAUUGUUUGUUUCUGCAAAGUGUUCUUUCGCUGGCAGUGCUGCUAAGUUGGUUGCAACUGUCAGCGUAUUAUAAAGAAGGGGAGAUGUUGUGAUAGCGCCUAUGCGCGUCAAGUGUCCGCGUUAUCUGGCGCUGUCGCCCACAAUUGUGAAAUGUUGCUUGUACGUGACGUCAUUGGUCACAUGAGUGUCUGCUAUAUAUGUAUGCUGGUUGCAUGGAAUAAAGGUUGGACGUUAUCUCGCGCGCAUCGGAAGCGGCUCAGUCUCUUUCUCUGCUCCUGCGGCCAGCCCGGAU
Molecule: messenger RNA, 1879 nt
Organism: Dermacentor silvarum
Lineage: Eukaryota; Metazoa; Arthropoda; Arachnida; Ixodida; Ixodidae
Exons: 2
Coding region: 13-1569 (518 amino acids)
Molecular function (GO): zinc ion binding; nucleic acid binding
Source: RefSeq, a predicted model, not a curated record